Peromyscus eremicus (cactus mouse) is the source of this 2016-nucleotide messenger RNA. It is a transcript of the gene Lmnb1, whose product is annotated as lamin B1. The transcript has 11 exons. NCBI's taxonomy places the organism in Eukaryota, Metazoa, Chordata, Mammalia, Rodentia, Cricetidae. The coding region runs from base 76 to 1836 and encodes 586 amino acids. The record is from RefSeq and is a predicted model, not a curated record.
CCGCCGCCAUCCCAGGUGCGCUCGGUCCCCCGCCGGCCUGUGGUUCGUCCCUCCCUCCGAUCCCCGCCGCCCGCCAUGGCGACCGCGACCCCCGUGCCGCAGCGGGCGGGCAGCCGCGCCAGCGCCCCCUCCACGCCGCUCAGCCCCACGCGCCUGUCGCGGCUGCAGGAGAAAGAGGAGCUGCGCGAGCUCAACGACCGCCUGGCGGUGUACAUCGACAAGGUGCGCAGCCUGGAGACGGAGAACAGCGCGCUGCAGCUGCAGGUGACCGAGCGCGAGGAGGUGCGCGGCCGGGAGCUCACCGGCCUCAAGGCGCUCUACGAGACCGAGCUGGCCGACGCACGCCGCGCUCUCGACGACACGGCCCGAGAGCGCGCCAAGCUCCAGAUCGAGCUGGGCAAGUUCAAGGCCGAGCACGACCAGCUGCUGCUCAAUUAUGCUAAGAAGGAAUCGGAUCUUAAUGGAGCCCAGAUGAAGCUUCGAGAGUAUGAGGCGGCACUGAACUCUAAGGAUGCAGCGCUGGCUACUGCCCUUGGUGAUAAAAAGAGUUUAGAGGGAGAUUUGGAGGAUCUGAAGGAUCAGAUUGCCCAGCUGGAAGCAUCUUUAUCCGCUGCUAAAAAGCAGUUAGCAGAUGAAACUUUACUUAAAGUGGAUUUGGAGAAUCGUUGUCAGAGCCUUACUGAGGACUUGGAGUUUCGUAAAAAUAUGUACGAAGAGGAGAUCAAUGAGACAAGGAGGAAGCACGAGACCCGUUUGGUGGAGGUGGACUCUGGGCGUCAGAUUGAGUAUGAGUACAAGCUGGCGCAGGCUCUGCAUGAGAUGAGAGAGCAGCAUGACGCUCAAGUGAGGCUGUACAAGGAAGAGCUGGAGCAAACCUACCAUGCCAAGCUGGAGAAUGCCAGACUGUCCUCAGAGAUGAACACUUCCACUGUCAACAGUGCCCGGGAAGAACUGAUGGAGAGCCGCAUGAGGAUCGAGAGCCUCUCCUCACAGCUUUCUAACCUGCAGAAGGAGUCUAGAGCGUGUUUGGAAAGGAUUCAAGAAUUGGAGGACAUGCUUGCUAAAGAGAAAGACAACUCUCGCCGCAUGCUGUCUGACAAAGAGAGAGAGAUGGCGGAGAUAAGGGACCAGAUGCAGCAGCAGCUGAACGACUAUGAACAGCUGCUUGACGUGAAGCUGGCCCUGGACAUGGAGAUCAGCGCCUACAGGAAACUCUUAGAAGGCGAGGAAGAGCGGUUAAAGCUCUCUCCAAGUCCUUCCUCCCGGGUGACCGUGUCCCGAGCAUCGUCUAGCCGCAGUGUCCGCACCACUCGGGGGAAGCGGAAGAGAGUUGAUGUGGAGGAGUCGGAGGCCAGCAGUAGUGUUAGCAUCUCCCACUCGGCCUCAGCCACCGGCAACGUGUGCAUUGAAGAGAUCGAUGUUGAUGGCAAGUUCAUCCGCUUGAAGAACACUUCCGAACAGGAUCAACCAAUGGGAGGCUGGGAGAUGAUCAGAAAAAUUGGAGACACAUCUGUCAGUUACAAAUAUACCUCAAGAUAUGUGCUGAAGGCAGGCCAGACCGUUACAAUAUGGGCUGCAAAUGCUGGAGUCACAGCCAGUCCUCCAACUGACCUCAUCUGGAAGAACCAGAACUCUUGGGGCACUGGUGAAGAUGUGAAGGUUGUACUGAAAAAUUCUCAGGGAGAGGAGGUUGCUCAGAGAAGUACAGUCUUUAAGACAACCAUACCUGAAGAGGAAGAGGAGGAGGAAGAGCCCAUUGGAGUGGUUGGUGAGGAGGAGCGUUUCUACCAGCAGGGAGCCCCAAGAUCAUCCAAUAGAAGCUGUGCCAUUAUGUGAAGCUGUCACUCACCUGUCUUUGGAGACAGAAGCAUGGUAAUCCUGGAUACAGUGCAGAGCCUUCUCAGAAGCACAGCAUAUUUUUGUAUUUCCUUUAUGUGAAUUUUUAAGCUGCGAAUCUGAUGGCCUUAAUUUCCUUUUUGACACUGAAAGUUUUGUAAAAGAAAUCCUAUCCAUACA